Messenger RNA from Emericellopsis cladophorae, 393 nucleotides. RefSeq lists its product as uncharacterized. The coding region runs from base 1 to 393 and encodes 130 amino acids. The record is from RefSeq and is a predicted model, not a curated record. The transcript has a single exon. Lineage: Eukaryota; Fungi; Ascomycota; Sordariomycetes; Hypocreales; Bionectriaceae.
AUGGCCAAAGCCGAGUCCGCAGGCGACGAGCCGCUCGCCCUCAGCAACAACGAGCUCAAGUUCAUCAAGGCUCUGUUCGACAACAUGACCCAAAAGCCGGACGCCAACUGGGAUGCUGUUGCCACCACGCUGUCGCUGAAAGACGCCAAGUGUGCCAAAGAGCGCUGGCGUCAGCUGUCUGUUCGUCACGGCUGGCGGGAGGGCGCCGGGUCUGGCAACGCCUCUCCCUCUCCGCGCAAGAAGGCUGAUUCUACUGCUGGCAAGGUCGGUAAGACAACAACUCCUCGCACUCCACGCGAAAAGAAGGCUGCACCUGAGCCAGAGCCUGAGGCUGAAGUCAAGGAGGAGGAUAAAAAGGAGCAGUCUGAAGAAUGUUACGAGUCUCCUUUCUGA